CAUAAAUAUUUCCAUUUUAUAACUUGAGCAAUUUCGCUUUUUAUUAUGUAGGUCCUUUAAUAGCCCAGGCGAUUACUCAGUACCUCAAGGCUGCCGUAUUUGCACGAUCCUAACUCCACCACCGUCUAUUACCUACUUAGGUAUGUACGGAAAAAACUACUCACUACAAUGCUCGAAAAAGCGCAAACUUUCCCCCUCAAUGUCAACAGGCUAGCUACCUUGGGUAGGAAGGAGGCCUGGAUGACAACGGAGAUCAAGCCAUGUCCCAAUAUGGAACAGAAGAGAGUGUGCUAUCCGGAACUCGAGCUGUGGUGUCCACAAGACGGAACGCGGAACUUGACAGGCGAACCCGAGGCUACUCUCAAAGAGCUCAAGGGGAAGGAUGGCCUUUUAGGAUCAAAACCAGAGUUGCAGGAGAAAUGGUCUAUCAAAUUUGAGGGAGCUUAUAGACGUAUCAAGGGGCGUGACACAGCUGCCGUGCCGACUAUUAUGGCAGUAGCUUGGAAUGAGAACGGUCGUGACUAUAGUACCGAGGAUGAGGAUUUAUGGGUGCAGGUAUGUAAGGAUGUUGUGGUGUUUUUGAGAAAUAAUAACGCAUCCUAUUUUGGUGUUGAGAUUAUCCAUUGGGAUAUGCUGGACUACCAGGUUGUGACUUGACAUGGCAUGGUUGAUACGAGGGUAUUCACGUUGUGGCAGGAAUGGGGG
Molecule: messenger RNA, 705 nt
Organism: Hypoxylon trugodes
Lineage: Eukaryota; Fungi; Ascomycota; Sordariomycetes; Xylariales; Hypoxylaceae
Exons: 1
Coding region: 169-657 (162 amino acids)
Source: RefSeq, a predicted model, not a curated record